Eurytemora carolleeae is the source of this 417-nucleotide messenger RNA. RefSeq names its product sulfated surface glycoprotein 185-like. Bases 1 to 417 code for a protein of 138 amino acids. The transcript is spliced from 2 exons. Lineage: Eukaryota; Metazoa; Arthropoda; Copepoda; Calanoida; Temoridae. The record is from RefSeq and is a predicted model, not a curated record.
AUGCAUAUGGAUGUCAAUUGUCAGAUGAAAUGGAUAUCAGAAAUCAAGAUUAUGGAUGAUUGGUUGUUGGAUAUUUCGCUGCCCCCCAUACUACCUCCUACUAAUCCUGCUUCCUCUUCCCUACCCUUACCCCCUCCUCCUCAACCUUCUCCUCCGCCUCCUCCUCCUUCUCCUAUUCCACCUCCUCCACCGUCUCCUCCUCCACCUUUACCAUCAGCCUCUACUCCUGCAUUCCUGCCACAAAGCCCGCCAAACUACAUAGUUCCCUCAACCUUGGGUUCUGCUCUAACUGUACAGUUGCAAGCUACUUCAAGCCAGGAGGUUUCAAAUUAUACUAUGCAGGAUACAGAUAAGUACUUUUCAAACCACAACACAGAACAACCUACAGACUCACAGAUGACAGAUAUCUUCUCCUAG